AUGGAAACCACCACUGCUUCCUUCCCGCUUAUAUGGGCGGUGCAUGUUGUGUACACGCGGAUAGGGGAGGAAAAGCUUGAUUUCGAGUACAUGUGGAUCCAGACUGUUGUUCUGGAAUGUGAGCACCGGUGCCUGGAUGCAGAUUGGGUAGUUGUUCAGCCAUUCAUCCUAACACGACUGCUCGACGGUUUUCGUACCGAAGUUCAACUUCAGAGUCUCGCGUAUAGCUGCAAGGAGGUAGUGAAUGUUGCGUAUCCCACAUCGACAGAAGGAUCUCGUGAUCUGGAAGAGGUGCAGAAAUUGGGGUUGCGAAACGCGUUUCUCGGUGCUACACGUUGA
Molecule: messenger RNA, 339 nt
Organism: Dothidotthia symphoricarpi CBS 119687
Lineage: Eukaryota; Fungi; Ascomycota; Dothideomycetes; Pleosporales; Dothidotthiaceae
Exons: 2
Coding region: 1-339 (112 amino acids)
Source: RefSeq, a predicted model, not a curated record